CUGAUUCUAUUGCUGUUGCAUUCAAUCCCUGUAGUUCCACUUUAUGCAAAAUGGGGCUCGGUUCCUUGUCCAGGAAGCUAGCACUGCCUCUGCACUGAUGGAUGUCAGCUACAAGAUUCGUGACGAGGAGAGCCGAAAGAUACCUGUCUUUGUCAGCCCCUCCGCUGUUCCCUACUCUGUGCGGGAUAAGUUGAAGCCAGAAGAAAUGGAGCAGCUAAAGCUGACCUUGAGCAAACGAUUUGAUGUCUCCCAGCAAGCUCUCGACCUCCAGAGGCUCCGCCUUGACCCAGGUACGGCUGACAGCAGUAAUUCUAGGGCGGGUGAGGGCAGAGGGGUCUUCCUGGAGGGAGACUUAGGGAUGGUAACGUGGGGAGGGGCUGGUGCUGGCCCCACACCCCACUCAGCCAUCCUAUUCCCUCCCCUCUCCUUCCUGAAGACUUGGUGGGCUGUGAUAUUGAUAUAUUUCUGAAUCGA
This is a messenger RNA of Lagenorhynchus albirostris (white-beaked dolphin), 474 nucleotides long. Its product is annotated as nuclear RNA export factor 5-like. Gene Ontology annotation, molecular function: RNA binding. The record is from RefSeq and is a predicted model, not a curated record. Gene Ontology annotation, cellular component: nucleus; cytoplasm. Lineage: Eukaryota; Metazoa; Chordata; Mammalia; Artiodactyla; Delphinidae. Gene Ontology annotation, biological process: poly(A)+ mRNA export from nucleus. The transcript is spliced from 3 exons. Bases 44 to 469 code for a protein of 141 amino acids.